Molecule: messenger RNA, 792 nt
Organism: Chrysoperla carnea
Lineage: Eukaryota; Metazoa; Arthropoda; Insecta; Neuroptera; Chrysopidae
Product: glutathione S-transferase-like
Exons: 2
Coding region: 143-757 (204 amino acids)
Biological process (GO): glutathione metabolic process
Molecular function (GO): glutathione transferase activity
Source: RefSeq, a predicted model, not a curated record
UUAGAAUGUGAACCACACUCACACAGGACCACACCACACACUCUUCCUUCCAUACAUCUCAUCAUAAACCUUUAAGUUAACAACACUAACAAUCAGUUUUAUUAGUGUGCGUAUUAAUUGCGUUGUGCGAAUUUGUUAAAAAAUGCCGGCAUACAAAUUAACAUAUUUCGAUUUUCGUGGAUUGGGUGAGCCAAUUCGUUUGUUGUUAUCGUAUGGUGGACAAGAGUUUGAAGAUGUUCGAAUGGAAUAUGGUGGCGAAGAAUGGCAAAAAUUUAAACCGAAUACACCAUUUGGCCAAUUACCUUUACUAGAAUUUGAUGGAAAACAAAUCUUUCAGCAUGUUGCAGUUGCACGAUAUUUAGCUAAACAAUAUAAAUUAGCUGGGGAUAAUGAUUGGGAAGCAUUACAAGCCGAUAUUGUUGUGGAUACUAUAAAUGAUCUUAAAACAAAGUUGUAUGAUGCUUUAUGGGGACCUGAUCCAGAAAUAGUUAAGAAAAAUUAUGAAGAAGCUGUGAAAACAACAGUUCCAUUUUAUCUUGAAAAAUUAAAUGCGUUAGCUACAAGUGGUUAUUUGGCAAAUGGAAAAUUAUCAUGGGCCGAUUUAUAUUUUUUUGCAUUUAUAGAAUUACUAGAAUCAUUCUUAAAAGAAACUUCACUUAAUGAUAAAUAUGCAAAUUUGGCAAAAGUACGUGAUAAUGUGUUAGCAUUACCGAAGGUCAAGGCAUGGGUUGAUAAACGUCCUAAAACUGAAUAUUAAUUUGUUUUCGUGAUAUUCAUUUUGUAUUUUUUUGU